Molecule: messenger RNA, 1628 nt
Organism: Nymphaea colorata (pocket water lily)
Lineage: Eukaryota; Viridiplantae; Streptophyta; Magnoliopsida; Nymphaeales; Nymphaeaceae
Product: transcription factor MYB1R1-like
Exons: 3
Coding region: 274-1113 (279 amino acids)
Biological process (GO): response to ethylene; response to auxin; response to gibberellin
Molecular function (GO): DNA binding
Source: RefSeq, a predicted model, not a curated record
AUACAACAGUAAUACAAACCGAAUAUGCGAAGCCGACGGUGGAGGUCGACUCCUUCCUCCACCAUUCCUUUUCCCUCAUGCUCAUAAUAUAGCCUUUCCGAUCCCUGCAGCCAACUUGGGGAAAAGAAAAGGCAGGACAAAAGGAAGAAGCAGAGGAAGGAGCCACUCCCUCCCUCCCUCCCACCAUCGUCAUAAAAAGCUCUAGACCUCUCCCUCAUUGUCUCUGCAUUGUUUGCGUUGUGGCGGCUGCUGCUUCUACCACCACCGCCACCAAUGUCUUCUCAUAGUUGUUCGCAGUCUGGGAACGACGGGCACAACUCCCGAACAUGCACCGAAAAUGGGUUCAUGCUCUUCGGGGUGCGCGUGGUGACCGACGGCUCUUUCCGCAAAAGUGUCAGCAUGAGCAACCUAUCGCAGUACGAGCACGCGGAUCAGCCGCAGCAGCAGCAGAACGCGGACGCCACGGCCUCCGGCUACACAUCCGAUGAUGUCGUCAACGCCUCCAACAGAUCGCGGGAAAGAAAGAGAGGUGUACCUUGGACAGAAGAAGAGCACAGGCUCUUUCUUCUUGGGCUGCAGAGGGUUGGGAAGGGCGAUUGGAGAGGAAUUUCAAGGAACUUCGUCAAGACCAGAACCCCUACUCAGGUUGCUAGCCACGCACAGAAGUAUUUCCUUCGCCGCAAUAAUCUUAGUCGGAGAAGACGGCGGUCUAGCCUUUUUGACAUUACCACAGAUACGUUUCUCUGUUCUCCUGUGGAAGAGGAAACUUGUGCUGAAAACACACCUAGUCAAAAUCCAGCAUCAAGUAGCUUGGAUCUCUCCUUGGAGGCCUUACCAGUUUCUCCAGCCCCCAUGGCGCUGGAUGAAGAAGCUGGAAACACAUCCAGCAAAGCGCCGGAAACCCUGGAAGCAAAGAUUGUGAAGCCUGUCCCUGUGCUGGCAAGCGCACCGUUAGGAGCAGUCGAUUCGGAUCGUGGGCUCGGUAUGUUACCAUCACCAUUGUCGGCGAAACUAUCUGAGCAACAUAAUGCCAGACAUUCUGCUUUUCAGGCAAUGGCAAGCCUUAGGAGUGGAGAUCUGGAUAACAAAGGCAGUGUCAUUACUGUGGCCUGAGAGGGAUUACCCAAGGAUGGAAGAGAGGAAAACAGAGGUCGCACUCUCCUUGUCUCCACAAGGUUCACUAGUAAAUGGGGUAUGCAUUGCAUUGUCUAGUUAUUAAUUCUUAAGUGUAUCUCAAUAUUUAUUUGUUGUUGUAAAAGAUGUAUGUAAAUAUCUCUGUAUUGUGUGGCUUUGACUCUAUGAUAUGCUCAAAGAUAAUAACAUAGAUUUUCAGAUAUUGCUCCUUUCAUGCCAAGUUUUACUACAUGGGAAGAAUAUUUGAGAUCAGGGACCUACCUGUACUGGUUCUCUUAUUAGUGCUUGUAUGGCUGGGAAAGGAGAGGAGUAGCUUGUGGUUCUGGUUGUUUCUGUUUGUGUGUGUUCAACAGCUAGGGAAGCAUGAUUGUAACAUGAACAGUGUAUGUUUAACACUGCUUGGUUCACAAGGCCUAGCAUGGUUAACAUCCACUUUGGGUCGCAAAUUUCAUGUUCUAGUGCUAAUGAAUAAGAGUUAAUAUUUUAGAAGAUGA